AUGGACGGUGUUCAAAGUGUGGAUGUGAGCUGGCUUCAUCAUUCGCAGAAAGAUCAUCUUUCACGCACGAAAUCCGUAUCUUCAGGGGUCAGCGACAAAUCGAGCGCCGAGAAGGACUCCGUAACGAACGCAUCAAAACCUCACCGGCGAUCCCGAUCGAAUAGUAGCCCGGCUCGUCCACCCUCAUCAAGCGGCACAACUCCAAAACGCGAGUCGCCAGAUCAAGUGAUCCAGGAAGGAAAGUCCGCACCGGAACCAGAAAUUGCUGUUGAGCAAAGACCAUCCACUACCUCCCCGGCGACACAGAAAACAGCGCCCAAGGCAGUUACUGGGCGCAGGAAUUCAUGGAUAUCCAGUUUGAGCUCCAAGUUCUCCUCCGGAUCUACACCACCCUCGCAGUCUAGUCUGAAGGGAAGCCCGGCGAGCCCCAAAGCCACUGGACCUCUUGAUAACCAUAAUCCAUUCGGUGCCGCUUUCUCUCCGAAAGAUAAAGAAGAAGAAAAGAAGGAUGAUCCAAACCCGUUCACCUCCUCGUCGCCCAAGGGUCCCUCUUUCAUCCAUAGUGCACUCCGCAAGUUUUCGUCCAACUCAGGUGGAUUGCCUAAGCUUCCGCCAAAUGCCGCAACAUGUCCUCGUCGAGUGAUGAACCUUGACCAGGGCCGUGACCGGUGUAAGAUUGCGGAUCUCAACCAAGCUAAGCUAAACAGAGUCGCAUUCUGCGUGGACGUUGAAAUUGCCGGCGUGUCACAUCGGGAUUCGGACGAAGACGCUCCUCCGACAAAUCAACUGCGACAGCCUUUGCCAGAGUCGAAUCGACAAAAGGCAAAGAAAGCCGAAGUCAAUCAGGAUACCAAGGCAGAGGAUAAGGAAAAAGGCAAAGAGGAGGCCGAGGCCCUGAAGCACCCGCAAACUGCGGUGACUGAUAAAGAGGCACCAACAGCUCCAGCGGCUGCCUCUUCUUCGUCGCCCACUCAAACCAAUGUCCCCUCGGAAUCUCAAAUAUCCGCUACUGAACCCGUCGUUCCUACACCUACCGCCGACGGUGAACCAAAUGGCGAAAAGAAAGAUCCGACUCGCAAGCAAGAAAAGAAAAAACGGUCUGAAGAGGAACGAAAGGAGCGCAAAGAGCGUAAACGCAGACAAGCUGUAGCGAAUGGUUCAAUCCCACUCCAAAUUGAUGCAGAACAUGACGACGAGGAGGAUUGUCGUUCGUCAAAGUCUAGUGCCCUACGUUCUAAAACACAGAGCCAUCCUACCACAGACCCCGCGCGCAUCUAUCGCCGUUGCUGUCAGCUGAGAGAGACUCCUGUUCUCAAGCGGGUGAUUGAUGAAAUAUCAUCCCCGUCAUCAACUCUAGCAGAAUCACCGGGCACGGUUGCCGCUUUGGAUCUCAGUAACUUCCCAAUGACACCUCAGGAUAUUGUGACUCUGAGUGAUUGGCUUGCCGUGGUGCCUGUUCGUAAACUUCUACUACAAAACUGUGCAUUGAACGACGCUUCCGUACGGUCGAUCCUUGCUGCAUUACUCUCGACAAAGACGGUGGAGCAGAUGCGCUAUCGGCGAAAGCGAAAUCGCAGAUGUGAAUCCCCCACUAUCAAGUAUGAACGGUGGGGUGUUGUGGAGAAGCUAUCCCUCAAAGACAACCCCAAAAUUGGACGGGAAGGAUGGCGCCACAUUGGCCUCUUCGUUCACCUUUCUAAGUCCCUGAGGGCGAUUGAUCUGUCCGGUAUUCCUUUCCCCAAGCCACGGAACCCAAGUGACAAUUCUACUCAGAGCACGGUCCCAGAUGUAUGCGAUGUAUUUGCGUGUGCUCUAGCGGAAAGGUUUCGCGGUGAUCACCUCGAGGAAUUGCUCAUGAGCGAAUGCAAACUUUCGGUUGAGCAGGUCAAGCGAAUUUGCGAGGCAUCCAGCAAGUUGGGAUUACGAAGGCUAGGCAUUGCAAAUAACGAUUUGACAAGAGAAGGUCUGGAACAUGUGGUCGAGUACCUCAAAGCUGGGCAAUGUGAAGGAUUGGAUUUGGGAGGAAACGAUAUCAAACACGACCUUGAUCUUUUCACAGGUGCUAUUGAACCCGAAAUGCCCCUAUAUGCUCUCAGCUUGGCAGAUUGCUCUUUGGAUCCUUCCGUGAUCUGUCCGUUGUUGCAAGCUCUAACCCAAAUUCACAAUCUUCGCUUCAUCGAUUUCUCUCAUAACCCUGGUCUGUUUUCGACACAGCCCAGUGCACUUGGAGCAUUCCGACGAUUCUUGCCCAAGAUGCCUUCUCUCAAGCGCAUUCAUCUUGCUGAUGUUAAUCUCUCUUCUGAUCACGCCAUCGGCCUUGCUGAAGUGCUAGCGGAGUGCCCUAGUCUUUGCCAUUUGAAUAUACUGGAAAACCCGCACAUUGCAUCAUUGGCCUCUGCCACGGACCCUGCUGUUCAGGAGGAGGCUUGUGCCCUCUAUACUUCUAUCAUGACCGCUGUGCGCGUUUCUGGUUCAAUCAUCGCGGUGGAUAUUGAGGUUCCCACUGCUGAAAACAAUGAAGUUGUGAAGGCACUGGCAUCCCAGAUCGUUGCCUACUCCCUUCGAAAUCUGGAAGGUACAGCUAUUGGAGAGGAUCUGUCGGAUGCUCUCGUGUCGCACGACGUUCCAAUCCCAGAGAUCCUACAGCACAUUGUCGGGCACUCCACUAUCAUGGACGAGCCAUGCUAUGAAGAAGAUGAGGCAGGCCCAGACGAGGAUUAUGUCAUUGGCGGUACAGGUGUGGUCAAGGCACUAGGUGUCUGUCUCGGAAACCUUGAUCAACAUGGCAGUGAUUUGCCAGGUGAUUCAGCCCCUGGCAGUGGCACUACAACCCCUCGUCGUCGCAAGUCUAGAGUUGUUACUAAGAGGCCUCGGGACAUGUCGAAAAAUCUGUUGGAGUCCGCGCGCAAUAUUCGAGCUCGGAUCCAGUCAGCUCUUAUCCGCGAAGACCGAGCUGGUAACGACGCCAACUACAGACGUCUCCAAUUUCUGGACAUUACAUUGCAUGGAAUGAUCCAGCGCUUUGAAGAUGAGUAUCCUGAAACUCGUCUACCUUCUCCACCUAUUCCCAUGUCUACUAUUCCAGACACCGCAUCGCAGCAUUCCGGUGAGGAUGGAAUUAGUUCAAGUGCUAUCAUUGGUAACCUAAGCAGCAGCUUUGUAGACAAUGAAACUGCCGUCGACGAUGAAGAAGUCGAUCAGGACGGUUUCAAACUUUCCCGGUCUAGCUCGAUGACCUCGUUGCAUGCUCGUGCCAUGACAUCAGAAGAAGGUCAUGUCCAUCGUCUAGGUCAAAACCUCCGCCGUGACUUCUUAAAGACACCCGAUGGGCAAGGCGAGGACGACUCACAUCUUGAUGCUCUACGAGAGAAACUGGAGCGCCUACACGAAGAGCAGGCUCAGUCACCAUUUGACACUGGAGAAGCCUUCGAGAAACUUGGGAACACUGUUGAUGAGCUCUGGGCAGCCCAGCGUCAAGACGCUGAAGGUUUCGAGAGAUUUAAACAAUCUCAAAUUGCUGCCCAGUUCAAUAGUGGUCUACGCCGGGAAUCAUCUUCCUCUGAAAGCAAGUCACCUCCAUCGUGA
Penicillium verhagenii is the source of this 3585-nucleotide messenger RNA. RefSeq lists its product as uncharacterized. The transcript is spliced from 3 exons. NCBI's taxonomy places the organism in Eukaryota, Fungi, Ascomycota, Eurotiomycetes, Eurotiales, Aspergillaceae. Gene Ontology annotation, cellular component: cytoplasm. The coding region runs from base 1 to 3585 and encodes 1194 amino acids. The record is from RefSeq and is a predicted model, not a curated record. Gene Ontology annotation, biological process: positive regulation of inflammatory response.